Messenger RNA from Staurois parvus, 885 nucleotides. NCBI's taxonomy places the organism in Eukaryota, Metazoa, Chordata, Amphibia, Anura, Ranidae. The record is from the annotation of a GenBank genome assembly.
UCUAAGAUUGUAUAAAUGUCUAAAUAGUGGCACACUGGUAUAAAAAUUGUCUACAUAUAAGUGGUAUCCCAUAUAGAAAAGGGUGACACCAAGCCCCAAACUAUCUUGCCACUGCUCCCCAUGUAGUCUGGGCAUCCAGGGGGCUCCACAUGACUAUCUUUUCUCUCGUAAAUCCGAAAAUUACAUGUAUAGCCUGUUUCCCUUUCACAGGUCUUAUACAUUUUGACCCCAUAUCUGGCAAGCUUGCUGGGGAAAAAAUGUUUGAAUUCAAGGUGGCCAGAAAAAAUAAUGAGGGACUCAGCAACACAGAUGUUUUGCUGGGGCAUGUACACAUCUGCAAAUUUCUGGUUAAGGUGAUUUAUGAGAGGCCAAAUUUUGUGGAGCCGAUCCUAUUCAGGGUCAACCCAAGAAUGACAGAGUGCGUUAUCACUAAAAUGACUGAAACGCAUUAUCAUUUCAUAUCACUUCCUGGCCAUUGCAGCAGAGAACAUGGGCAGAUGAUGAAUCAGUUCUGUGGACCAAUAUGACCGCAAUUCAUUCUUUUUUCUAAUGCCCAUGUUAAGGGUGAGGCCCACAAAGUUUUGAAUUUAGAAACUGUGAAAGGUUUCCAUGUGAAUCGUCUAGGCAAUAGUUGAAUUUGGGUUGGCCGUGAUAUAUUGUUAUGCGUAUAAAUUGCUUUGGUCCACAAUCAAAUUAUACAGUUCUUCCAUGUAAAACGGCUAAAAAAAAACAUCAGUGGGAUGUUAGAUUUGUUGUUAAAUUUGCUGUUUCCACAUGAAUUUCAGGCUGGGCAAUAAAUGGGUAUAUAACGGAUGCUGCUGAAUCUGUGGGCUUCCAAUCAGGAUUUGCAAGCACAUCUGGAAGGACACUAUGGGCUCUACAGUC